AUGAUUACCUGUCGCCUGCCAUGGCAGAGAGCCCGUGCCCGCUGCGGGCCGUGGCAGCCGGCUGGCUUUCUGCCUCACCUCUGGGAGAUCCACCCCACGCUGAGUCACGAAGGACUCCACGUGACCGUGGGGCAGGGGCAACAGGUCGGCACGCAGGAGGAACGAGUAUCGGCAGAUCUGGAAACACCCCUUGCAAGGAGAGAAAUGGAGACCCUCUUCCAAGAGCAGCCUGAGACUGGGAACCCGUAUUUGGAAGAUGCUUUGCUUCAGAGUUACUUGAAAACACACCUUCCUCCCAAGGUACUGGAGGAGAUGAAUCAGGAUCUGGAGGGAUUUGGAUACCGUCUGCUAGCCAAGAUCAAACCUCUUGGACAGGAAUGCGAGUUGAACCCCCCUGUGUUUCGGCAGUAUGACGCCUGGGGGCGGCGGGUGGAUCACAUCAUCACCUGCUCGGCCUGGAAGAGGAUGAAAGAGAUUGUGGCAGAAGAAGGGCUGAUUGCCGAGGCCUAUGAGAGAAGAUACUCCAACUGGAGCCGUCUGCAUCAGGCUGUCAAGCUGUACUUAUUUGCAGCCUUCUCUGGAGGUUUCACCUGCCCACUGGCCAUGACUGAUGGCGCAGCCAAAGUCAUUGAGUCACUAGGUGUUCCUGCGUCUCUCAAAAACGCUUUUACCCGUCUGACGUCCCGUGACCCCAAGAAGUUCUGGACCUCUGGCCAGUGGAUGACCGAGCGCAGGGGAGGCUCCGAUGUGGCUAACGGCACUGAGACAGUGGCCAGAAAGCAGCCCGACGGUACCUAUUGUCUCUAUGGCUUUAAAUGGUUUACAUCCGCUGCUGAUUCUGAUGUGACAUUAACCUUGGCCAGGGUAGUGGAUGCUGAAGGACAAGUAAAACAGGGUUCCAGCGGCCUGUCCCUGUUCUUCCUGAAGGUUCGCGAUGAGGAGGGGAAGCUGAACAGCAUCCGAGUGCAAAGGCUGAAAGACAAGUUGGGCACACGGCAGAUGGCAACAGCAGAGCUAUGGCUAGAUGGAGCUAAAGCAGAGCUGAUCUCCCCAGAGGGUCGUGGUGUGGCCUCCAUCUCCAACAUGCUGAACAUAGCUCGGAUCCACAACAUCACCAGUGCAGUAGCUUACAUGAGAAGGAUGAUCAGUCUGAGCAGGGAGUAUGCCCGUAGGCGGGUUGCCUUUGGGAAGCUCCUCAAGGACCAUCCCCUACACAUGCAGACGUUAGCCCGGAUGGAGGUGCAGACGCGAGGGGCGUUUCUUCUGCUUAUGGAGAUCGUUCACCUGCUUGGACUUGUAGAAGCCAACAUGGCGAGUGAGCCAGAGCAGCUUCUCCUGAGACUGCUGGUACCAGUCACCAAACUGUACACUGGGAAGCAGGCUUCUGCUGUUGCUCUUGAGGCCAUGGAGAGUUUUGGAGGACAAGGUUACAUGGAGGACACAGGCGUGCCGGUCAUAGUCCGUGACGCUCUGGUGCUGUCCAUAUGGGAGGGAACCACAAAUAUCCUGUCGCUUGACGUCCUGCGAUCCCUCAGCAAGAGCCAAGGACAGGCGAUGGCUGUGUUCUCCGCAGUGCAGAAAAAACUGGAGCUGGCUUCGAGCACUGCGAAGCUGGAACCCGCCGUGAGGCAAGUGCAGGGGGCCCUCAGCCGCCUUGCGCAGUUCAUGCAAGCGGCCGGUUCCGGGGGGGCAGCGACCAUGGAGCUAGCAGCGAGAGACUUCUCCUACACCCUCGCAAGGAUCUACGCAGGUACUCUUUUAAUUGAACACGCCGCUCGGCCCGACGCUUCCCACACAGACAUCGCCGCUGCUCGAAGGUGGUGCAACCAGGAGCUGUGCCCUGUGGCCAGGGAGUCGGGGAACGGCAGCUACGGGGCUGGCUCAGGGACAGGGCGCUGGUCUACGAGGGCAGCCCCACCUGCAGCGGCAGGCUGUGACUCCCCGGCGGCAACUGGGGAGUCCAACCCCCAGGGGAAACAGCAG
This is a messenger RNA of Leptosomus discolor (cuckoo roller), 1983 nucleotides long. NCBI's taxonomy places the organism in Eukaryota, Metazoa, Chordata, Aves, Leptosomiformes, Leptosomidae. The record is from RefSeq and is a predicted model, not a curated record.